AUGGAUUGCAAAGCAAUAAUAAGAGCUUUGCUGCUAUUCCUCUCGUUGGCAUAUGCAACGGCAUUAAGUUGCCCAGAUUCCGAGAGAGAAGCACUUCUGAAGUUCGCCAGAGAUUUCAACCAAACUGCAGCUGGCUUCUCUCCUUGGGAGGGAAACGAUUGCUGCGAAUGGGAGGGCGUGGAGUGCGACAACCGAACCGGACAUGUCGUGCAUUUAGAUCUUCAAGGGAGGCCGUUUGCCGGCAGCAAAUUCGAUCCUUCUUUGCUUCGUCUUAAGCAGCUGAGCUACUUGGAUCUCAGCUACAUUGACCUUGCGUGCCUCUCGAUUCCGCCGUGGAUCGGUUCGUUCAAGAAGUUAAACUAUCUCAGCCUCUCGUCUUCCAACUUUUGUGGGGUGGUACCCACUCAGCUCGGAAACCUAUCAAGACUUCAAACCCUCGAUCUUUCCGGUAACAAUCUUACAUUGAGUAAUGCUGAUUGGCUUUCUCAACUUACCUCUCUACUUCGUUUCGAUAUGAGCCGCUCUUCGAUUGAGAAUACCUCUAAUUGGCUACUAGCAUUGAACAUGCUUCCUUUACUACAAGACAUUAGUUUGGCGCGCUGCGAAUUUGAUAACUUCCCACAUUCCCUCCCGUUUGUCAAUUUUACCUCUCUCUCCCUUUUGGAUCUUUAUGGCGCAUCACUUUGGGAUUUUUCUAAUAACAGCAAAGUAAAUUCUAGCUUACCCGACUGGUUGUUUAGAAUUACUUCCCUUCAAUAUCUUUAUCUCACUGAAAGUGGAUUUACAGAGCUCAUUCCAUUUGCAAUUGGAAACUUGACUUCGCUGAAGGUUCUCGAACUAGAGUCUGUUGACCUUGAUGCCGGGAUACCGUCUAGUUUGAGCAAUCUCUGCCAGCUUCGCAAGCUACGUUUAUUAUUUUCCACAAUUAAUUCCCAGUUAGACACAUUUGCUGAGUUGUUUUCUGGGUGUCUCCAAAACAGUUUGCAAGAGUUGGAUUUAAGAUUCACUUCUCUAAGCGGGAACAUACCGGAUUGGAUAGGUAACCUAAACAAUCUACGUAUUCUUGAUCUUUCAGAAAACUCGCUUUCUGGUUCGAUCCCUGCCUCUCUCGGUAAACUGCCCAAAAUACGGAAGUUAUCUUUUAAUGACAAUAAGUUAAAUGGCACUGUUUCCGAAAGUCUCGGGAACCUUAAUGAGCUCAUAUCUUUGGGUCUUAGCUCCAACUCUCUUGUUGGAGUUAUUUCAGAAUAUCAUUUUUCUAACCUUACAAAGUUAGAGUAUAUCGACCUGAGUAAUAACCCCUUGGUUUUGAAUCUGAGCCACAAUUGGGUUCCUCCUUUCCAACUCAGUGAUUUGGACUUUAGUGGCUGUAAAUUAGGCCCCCAGUUUCCCUCAUGGCUUCAGACGCAGAAGCCUCUAAACUACCUCGAUCUAUCUUCUACGGGCAUUUCAGAUUCAGUGCCAAAUUGGUUUUGGAACUCAAUGACCAAUCUUUCAGUUGUUAAUCUUGCUAAUAAUGAGCUACAUGGUGUGCUACCCAACUUAAUAAAAUUCAGUGAUGAUCCAGAAUUAUCUAUUGAUUUAAGUUCCAACUUCUUUGAGGGACCAGUGCCACGUUUUCCGUCAAACACGGGACAAUUAUAUUUGUCAAACAAUUCAUUUAUGGGCCCUAUUCCUGAUGAUAUUUUCCAGCUAAUGCCUAAUUUACGUGUGCUUUCGCUGUCAAUGAAUAAAAUAAAUGGCAGGAUUCCCGUAUCUAUUUGUGAUUCACAAUUGAUUAGCCGCAUAUCAAUUUCAAACAAUCAUUUAUCAGGAGAGCUCCCGAAUUGUCCGAAUCACACCACUUACUUAGAAGAUUUGGAGCUUUCAAACAACAGUCUUUCCGGAGGAAUACCCAAAUGGCUUUGUGAUUUACCUUGGUUUCAAUCCUUGCACCUAAGGGAAAAUAGUUUAUCUGGAGAGCUUCCCUCAUCCUUAAAGGCCUGCAAGAGUCUACAUACUCUUGAUCUUGGUGGUAACAUGUUUACAGGAAGGAUCCCAAUCUGGCUUGCAGAGCUCUCGUCUCUCAAGAUUCUUAGCUUGAAAUCAAACAAGUUUGUCGGCCAAAUUCCAACAGAACUCUCUAAUCUUACUGCUCUCCACAUCUUAGACCUCUCAGACAACAAUCUUUCAGGGCCUAUACCUAUAAGCUUUGGCAACUUCAUGUCCAUGAGGACCCCUCUCAACUACAUGUGUGAUUAUUUUCCCCCGCUUGAUAGUUAUUACAAUCAUGGGAGUUUUUAUGGUGAGAAUAUGAUAUUGGACAUCAAAGGAAGAGAAGAUCUAUAUGGUUGCGAUCUUCUUUCGCAAAUGACGAUCUUGGAUCUCUCUCGGAAUAGCUUGUCAGGACGCAUUCCCGAUGAACUAACAAAUCUUCUCGGAUUGUUGGUAUUUGACUUGUCGAGUAAUGAUGUAAUGGGACAAGUACCGUCCAAGAUAGGCAAUGAAGGCGAAGCCGAAGGCCCGACAAUUGGCCAGUCAAGUCAAACUCCAACUAAUGUUUCAGAAAAUGCUGACGAAAAUCGAAAAGAAAUCUUACUCCUUUGCCUUAUUACAAUAGCAGGAUUUGCAGUUGGGUUUUGGGCUAUUACUGGAGUUCUGUUGGUAGAUAAAAGAUUUAGGAUUUGGUGGUUCCGAUAUGUAGACAGCUUGUAUGACAGUCUCUAUGUAACCUCUAGAGUAUGGUUUGCAAGACUCAAGAAAAAGAUGUCAAAAAUAAACACAACUGAUGGCUGA
This is a messenger RNA of Ananas comosus (pineapple), 2775 nucleotides long. Its product is annotated as LRR receptor-like serine/threonine-protein kinase GSO1. Gene Ontology annotation, molecular function: protein binding. Lineage: Eukaryota; Viridiplantae; Streptophyta; Magnoliopsida; Poales; Bromeliaceae. The coding region runs from base 1 to 2775 and encodes 924 amino acids. The transcript is spliced from 2 exons. The record is from RefSeq and is a predicted model, not a curated record.